Penicillium samsonianum is the source of this 1803-nucleotide messenger RNA. RefSeq lists its product as uncharacterized. Gene Ontology annotation, molecular function: phosphomevalonate kinase activity; adenine phosphoribosyltransferase activity; AMP binding. The record is from RefSeq and is a predicted model, not a curated record. Gene Ontology annotation, cellular component: cytoplasm. Gene Ontology annotation, biological process: adenine salvage; cholesterol biosynthetic process; AMP salvage. Lineage: Eukaryota; Fungi; Ascomycota; Eurotiomycetes; Eurotiales; Aspergillaceae. The transcript has a single exon. Bases 1 to 1803 code for a protein of 600 amino acids.
AUGUUUGAAUCUUUCGAGACUGGGCUCGGCUCUGAAAUGCCAAUUUCCAUGCCUCUAUCCACAUCUAUGGGCACAAUUUUGGGACCAGAAGACAAUUUCGAGUCUGUGGAUGGUGUUGGUUUGUUCGAGUCUGAGAUGUACAUGUCCGGGAUGCACGGCGGGCACAGCGGCAGCAGAACCUCCUCGUUCAAGCGAUGUUUAUUUUUAAAAAAUAUCGGAACGCAGGAGAUCACCAACAGCUUGGUGACGGCAAUUGAGAUCCGUCCUUCGCCACUCUGCUACCUCCAUCUGCUUCAAGGUGGCGGAGCGGUUGGCGACGUGGCAGCUGAUGAAAAUGCCUUUGGCUGUCGAGAUUGGGACUUUGCCUGUGUUGUGACUGGUGUCUGGUACCGCGACCAAGAUGGAACCGAAGUUGCUGGAGCUGCCGUGUGUUGGGUAUACAACAUCGCCAUGAACUUGUUGCCCUUGAGUAGCGGCGUUUGCGGUGCAGAUCUCGGACCUGACCCUAGAGACGCCGCACUGGCGGUCAAGGCUUUUGGACCAAAUCGGCCGCGUCUCGCCCGUCUCAAGCACACCUCAGACCCACGCAAUGUGCUGGCAUACGCCUGCCCUCUCUCAAAAGCACCGAUGGAACCGAGGCUCAUUAUUCUCAUCACAGGAGAUAGCUGCGCCGGUAAAGACUAUUGCGCCGACGUCUGGGUCUCCAUGUUCCUCGAAUGCACCCAGAAAGGCCUCGUGGCGCGCGCAGUCAGCAUCAGCGAUGCGACUAAGCGAGAAUACGCGGCCGCUACCGGUGCCGACCUGAACUGUCUGCUUCAGGACCGUGCCUACAAAGAGCAACACCGAUCAGCGUUGACAACAUUCUUCCAGCACCAGGUGUCAAAUCGACCUCGGUUGCCCGAGGAGCAUUUUCUAAAUGUGGUAUAUGGCGCUGCAGAUGUAGAUGUGCUGCUAAUCACCGGGAUGAGAGAUGAGGCCCCGGUCGCGGCCUUAUCGCAUUUAGUGCCAGAUAGCAGACUGCUUGAGGUUCGUGUCAAAGCUAGCAAAGACACGCGGCGUGCUCGCCGAGGAUGUCAAGGCGGUGAUGAUGAUGGUGACAACAGCAGGCCAAAACCGAAGCCCUUGGACUGCCGCCCUAGUUUCAUAUUCGACAAUGACACGGUUGGAAGCGAGGCGGCUAAAAGGGUUGCCGAAGUCCACCUGCUUCCUUUCUUCGAUGAGGGCUUUCAGCGACUGGCAAAAAUGGUGCGCCCGGUACCCCACUUUCCACGACCUGGCGUCGAAUUCCGUCACGUGCUCAACAUAUCCCAACAACCGGGUGGGCUGAACCUGUGCACAUCUCUGCUACAGGCUCACUUUUCCGGUGAAUGGGCCAAAGCCGACGUAGUUGUGUGCUGCGAGGCCGGCGGCUUUGUCUAUGCGUCGGCGCUGGCUUUGCGGGUCGAUUUACCUUUGGUGCUAAUUCGCGAUGCCGGAAAACUCCCUCCACCCACUGUUUCCGUCUUCAGGUCUACGUCACACAUCUCAUCUUCGACAUCCAACGACCGAAAAGAAAAUAGGAUCGAGAUGGAACGGGAUUUGAUUCCCAGGGGUGCCUCAGUGGUGGUGGUGGACGAUGUGCUUGCUACGGGGAAGACACUUUGUGCGGCGCUAGAUUUGUUAGAUAAGGCUAACGUCGGUGCUAAGGAUAUCAGCAUCAUGGUCGUGGCUGAGUUCCCUGUUCACCGCGGCCGGGAAUUAUUGCGCCAACGCGGGUUUGGCGGAGUCAAUGUCCAAAGCCUUUUAGUCUUUAGUGGUGCUUAG